Soboliphyme baturini is the source of this 640-nucleotide messenger RNA. NCBI's taxonomy places the organism in Eukaryota, Metazoa, Nematoda, Enoplea, Dioctophymatida, Soboliphymatidae. The record is from the annotation of a GenBank genome assembly.
CAGGCCAUCGUCAGGAUGCAACUGAUAUGCAGGUAGAUAGCCGCCAUAUCACCAUCAUUCAACCUUUAAACCAUUAGCCUCAUCAUCGUUCCACUGCUGGUUGAAGGCCUCUUCAAGAUUUGGCAAUCGGCCUCUGCUUUCUGUCAUUUUCAUUCAUGCUGAUCCGCACAACAUAGCAUGCAAUCAAGACGCGAUUUGGAUGUUCGCCAAACUCGAUGGAAAUUCAAAUGAAGCCAUCACGCUAGAAGAGCUAAGCAAAUUGGAGCGUCGAGGCUCUAAGGAUUGCAUUGAACCAUUCCUUGAUCGAUGUGAUCUGAAUAACGAUCAGAAGUUGUCGCUGGACGAAUGGUGCGACUGCUUUAAAUGGGCAGGCAAAGGUCGUGCGCACAGCCCACUUAAUUUACCUGUAACCCGAGCCGCCCUGCCACUCAGCCAGACGACUACACGAUCCUCAUAUUUUAGUACCUUAACCAUUGUGCUCGUCUUAGGCGCUUUCACACCGGAGUGUGACGUGGACGGAUUUUACAAAUUCAAGCAGUGCCACGAGGGAUUCUGCUGGUGCGUUGACAAAUGGGGACGGGAAUUUGACCAGUCUAGGGUCCGUGGCCAACCGGACUGCGGACAAUACGGUAAAUAUUAA